Microcebus murinus (gray mouse lemur) is the source of this 1949-nucleotide messenger RNA. It is a transcript of the gene HORMAD2, whose product is annotated as HORMA domain containing 2. Lineage: Eukaryota; Metazoa; Chordata; Mammalia; Primates; Cheirogaleidae. The record is from RefSeq and is a predicted model, not a curated record.
GGCUGGCCCGCCGCACCCCUCUUUGCAUAUUCAUGAAGCCGAGCAAGGCCGGCCACCUCAGCCAGCCAUAGAGAGUAAUGAAUUAUUCAUGAGGAAGCAUCUGGCCCCGCCCAGAAGGACCUAGUUGAUUAUUCAUGAGCCCGAGUAGCUGGUUUGUACCGGAAAAGACGGUUGCGGCCAGGUGGGAGAGAGGCGUCGACCAGCUGAGGUUAGAAUUGUUGAAAGAAUCCUGAUACAUUCCUACAAUGGCCACUGCCCAGCUCUCUCACUCCUUCACAGUACACAAAGCAUCUAAGGAAACAGUUUUUCCAUCUGAAAUCACUAAUGAGCAUGAGUCAUUGGUAAUGGUGAAGAAGCUUUUUGCUACUUCUAUCUCAUGUAUAACAUAUCUAAGGGGCCUGUUUCCAGAGAGCUCUUAUGGAGAGCGCCAUUUGGAUGAUCUCAGCUUAAAAAUCCUCCGAGAAGACAAAAAAUGUCCUGGAUCACUGCAUAUUAUCAGGUGGAUUCAAGGUUGUUUUGAUGCUUUGGAAAAGAGAUACCUACACAUGGCAGUACUUACUCUUUACACAAAUCCCAAGGAACCUGAGAAAGUGACUGAAAUAUACCAGUUUAAAUUCAAAUACUCAAAAGAAGGAGCCACUAUGGAUUUUGACAGGAGCAGUGCAAGCUUUGAAAGUGGGACAAAGAGUGAAGAUAUUAAGAAAGCCAGUGUUCUACUGAUCCGUAGAUUGUACAUGCUGAUGCAGAACCUUGGACCCCUUCCUAAUGAUGUUAUACUUACUAUGAAACUCCACUACUAUAACACAGUGACCCCACGUGAUUACCAACCCCCUGGUUUUAAAGCAGGGUUGAAUUCACGCUUCCUGCUCUUUGAGGGGGAGCCUGUCAACCUGCAAGUGGGAUUGGUCUCCACUGGCUUUCAUAGCAUGAAAGUAAAACUGACGACUGAGGCUGCCAGAGUGUCUGAUUUGGAGAAUAGUCUCUUUCAGGAGAACACUACUGAGAUUGCCCAUCAGGGUCUAGACUGUGAUGAGGAAGAAGAGGAAUGCAACAAGCACAUUCAAAGAAUGAAUUUUCUGUGCAAUCAGCAAAAUCCUGAGAGCUCCAGGAAGAAGAGGAAGGUCAGCGAACCAGUGAAAAUCUUCAUCCCUUACAGAAAAUGAAAGUUCAAUGCUUUUGCUACAUUUAUUAUAAAAAAAUUUUAUGUUGCAAAAACAUGCAUGAAAUGUCUUAAUAGGAAAGUAAGUCCCUAUUACCAAAACCGUUUUCUAAAUUUGUUGCUCAACUUUUUUAGUCAAUUAACUAAGUGCUAAAUUACUGAGUAGGACAUAGACUUACUUUGCCACAAGAAAACAAGGUCACCAGGGCUGCCUUGGGAUAGCAUUACUUCAAAGUUGACUUAGAGAUGAGACACCUUUUAUGUUAAUAUUUGUAAAAGAACCAUGGCAGCUAUUUUGAAAAGAAAUAAGCUGUUGUUCUCAAAGGAAAGGAGGAUUUUUUUUUUUUGUAUAAUUAAACUCUUCAGGUAUUUAGACUACUGUGAAAUGUUUUAACUUGUUGUAACCUGUCUACUGGAAUCCCUCUAUAGCUUUAUUAAAAUUCCCACAGAGUUGCAUAGGAUGUGUGUGACGAUGCUUAUCCAGGUGUGAUUUAUGUGUUAAUUUCAAUCACAAGGUUGAUCAGCUAAUUGUGGGACCAAAAUGUGCUCUCCCUGUAAAGUUCCUCAAUUCUGGCCCCAGGCCCUAUUCCGUUAGCCAAUCUAAAACAGGGAACAUGCUGCAAUUUAGAAGCCUGGCUCCCUUUUAAGGCCUAUGUUUAUUUCUCAGCAAGCACCUUAGUUUAUUAGUCUGUAACCUGCAGAUGAUGCUAUUAGUUCUUCCUUAUUCUGGAAGAAUUUUGAUAGGCUUAGUGAUUAGUAUGAGAUGAAUAAUAAAUGACUUAAAGUGUUA